Molecule: messenger RNA, 1796 nt
Organism: Quercus lobata
Lineage: Eukaryota; Viridiplantae; Streptophyta; Magnoliopsida; Fagales; Fagaceae
Product: cytochrome P450 81C13-like
Exons: 2
Coding region: 50-1582 (510 amino acids)
Molecular function (GO): oxidoreductase activity, acting on paired donors, with incorporation or reduction of molecular oxygen; monooxygenase activity; iron ion binding
Source: RefSeq, a predicted model, not a curated record
UUUCCCUCUUGGCAAACUCUCACUCGUGAGCUACUUUGCUGCUUUCGCCAUGGAAAACUUAUAUUGCUACCUUGCUUUGCUCCUCUCUAUCAUUUUCAUUAUUAUCAAACUUUCAAACAACCGUAACAAAAAUUUACCCCCAAGUCCAUAUUCUCUACCAAUAAUCGGCCACCUCCACCUUCUCAAACCACCACUCUAUAAAACGGUGGAGACCUUAACCUUACAAUACGGUCCAAUCCUUUAUCUUAAAUUUGGUUCAAGGCCUAUCCUCGUUGUAUCUUCUCCUUCCAUUGUUGAAGAGUGCUUAACCAAGAAUGACAUAGUUUUUGCAAAUCGACCCCCCACCAUGGCUGGGAAGCAUUUUACUUACAACUCAACAGCUCCAGUUUGGGCUCCAUAUGGCAACUUGUGGAGAAACAUUCGACGUUUUGCUUCUGUUGAGGUGUUCUCUCAUAUCAGCCUUCAAAAGUCUUCUAUCAUUAGAGAAGAAGAAGUUCACUCUCUUCUCGGCCAACUAUAUAAAGUUUCAAACAUAGAACCCCAAAAGGUGGAGUUGAGGUAUUUGUUCUCACUUUUGGUGUCCAAUAUAAUAAUGAGGAUAGUUACUGGCAAGCCAUGCGUUGGAAAAGAGGUUGAAAGCAUGGAUGUGGGCAAAGAACUUCUCAAAGAUUUCAAGGAGAAUUUCUUUGCAGAUUUGGCAAUGAAUAUGUGUGAUUUCUUUCCAGUUUUAAGGUGGAUUGGUUACAAAGGGUUGGAGAAGGAUAUGAUAAGGUUGCAGAGGAAGAGAGAUGAAGUAUUAGGGCAUUUGAUAGACGAGAUAAAGCAAAAGAAAACCAGUUCUUUGAAUAACGCCACCAUUGUGGAUGUGGAAACAAAGGGAACACUGAUUGAAACUCUGGUGCAUCUCCGGGAAUCAGAACCUGAGUUCUAUUCAGAUAAUGUCAUCAAAAGCAUCCUAUUGACUAUGUUUGUUGCGGGAACGGAUACAACAGCAACGACCAUGGAAUGGGCAAUGUCACUUCUUCUUAAUCAUCCAGAGGUAUUGCAGAAGGUUAAAGUAGAGAUUGAUAACCAGGUUGGAAGUGGGCGCUUGCUUGAUGACUCAGAUUUUGCCAAACUUCCCUAUCUUCGUUGUGUCAUCAAUGAGACACUUAGACUGUAUCCUCCACAACCACUUUUAUUACCACAUUUUUCCUCAAAAGAUUGCACUGUGGGGGGAUUUCAUGUACCACGAGGGACAAUUUUGUUGGUGAAUGCAUGGUUCAUGCAUAGGAAUCCCAAGCUGUGGGAGGAACCCACUAGGUUCAAGCUAGAGAGAUUUGAAGCUAUCGAUGAGGAAAGAGAAGGGUUCAAAUAUAUUCCAUUUGGCAUGAUGAGGAGGGUAUGCCCUGGUUCUAGCAUGGGCUUGCGGGUACUAUCAUUGGCAUUGGGUGCACUCAUUCAGUGUUUUGAUUGGGAAAGGGUUGGGAAGGAGAUGGUGGACAUGAACCCAAGUUUAGGAUUUCUUCUGUCGAAGGCUGAGCCUUUGGAGGCUAUUUGCAGUCCAUGCCAUUCCAUGACUAACAUCCUCUCUCAACUGUGAUUAAUAUUCUAUGUUAUUCAUGGUGAUAAACUUCCUUUCUUUUGUUCCCAUCUCCCCCCACCUCCCUUGUGUUUGUGGAUUGAAUUUAUUGAGAUUGUAAUAAAACUCUCCUAUGAAUAAUAGAUGGAUGGGACAAAACUAGGGUGUAAAAUUUAGGUUUUUGCUCUCUUUCUUCAUUUUCUCUUCCGCCCACUCAUGAUACGGCCAUUUUUGG